Messenger RNA from Phragmites australis (common reed), 1534 nucleotides. Its product is annotated as enoyl-[acyl-carrier-protein] reductase [NADH] 2, chloroplastic. Gene Ontology annotation, biological process: fatty acid biosynthetic process. The record is from RefSeq and is a predicted model, not a curated record. Lineage: Eukaryota; Viridiplantae; Streptophyta; Magnoliopsida; Poales; Poaceae. Gene Ontology annotation, molecular function: enoyl-[acyl-carrier-protein] reductase (NADH) activity. The coding region runs from base 163 to 1287 and encodes 374 amino acids. The transcript has 13 exons.
AAAACCCCUCGGCGGCCGGCCUCAUCGAAAUCAAACCCACCACCUUCCUUCCGCUUCUCCCCCACCUGCAACACAGCACAAUCCUCCGCCUCCGAUUCCAGCGCGCGCCCUUCGCUCUGCCUCUCGACCUCGGAUCCCAUCCCGCCACCCCGACCGAGGACAAUGGGCGCAUCUGUGACUGCUGGUAUGCAAAUGGUGUCUGCGCGCCCUUGCAUCCUAGCCUGCAAACAAAUGCUUGGGUCGACAUCAGCACUAUCUGUAUUUGGAAGUGCAAUUAGUACCAGAACUGGCUUUGCAAGCUGUGUUAGAACCACAUCACCAGGACCCCUUAUUUCUUCAUUUCAUAAGAGGGUUGUCGUGAGGGCAAUGUCACAGAGAGGUGCCCAAGGGCUUCCCAUUGAUCUCAGAGGUAAAAGAGCAUUUAUUGCUGGAGUUGCUGAUGAUAAGGGUUAUGGUUGGGCAAUUGCUAAGGCUCUUGCUGCAGCUGGUGCUGAGAUUCUUGUUGGUACAUGGGUGCCUGCAUUGAACAUAUUUGAGACAAGCUUGAGACGUGGAAAGUUUGACGAAUCACGGAAGCUGCCUGAUGGAUCUCUCAUGGAGAUCGCUAAAGUAUAUCCACUGGAUGCAGUUUAUGACACCCCAGAAGAUGUUCCUGAAGAUGUUAAAGCAAACAAGAGAUAUGCUGGAUCUUCAAACUGGACUGUUAAGGAAGUUGCUGAAACUGUGAAGAAUGAUUUUGGCAGCAUUGACAUCCUUGUGCACUCUCUCGCCAAUGGUCCUGAGGUAACAAAGCCUCUGCUGGAGACAUCAAGAAGAGGGUACCUUGCUGCAAUUUCAGCAUCUAGUUACUCUUUUGUUUCUCUACUUCAACACUUCCUUCCCAUAAUGAAUCCAGGUGGUGCUAGUAUCUCUUUGACAUACAUAGCUUCUGAACGGAUAAUUCCUGGCUAUGGUGGUGGUAUGAGUUCAGCAAAAGCAGCACUUGAGAGUGAUACAAGAGUUCUUGCUUAUGAAGCAGGUCGAAAAGGCAAAAUCAGAGUGAACACCAUAUCAGCAGGCCCACUGGGAAGCCGAGCAGCGAAAGCUAUUGGCUUCAUCGAGAAGAUGAUAGAGUACUCUUACGUCAAUGCACCGCUGCAGAAGGAACUAUUGGCAGAUGAAGUGGGGAACACAGCAGCGUUCUUAGUGUCUCCGUUGGCUUCUGCAAUCACUGGCUCAACUGUUUAUGUCGACAAUGGGCUCAAUACAAUGGGACUCGCACUUGACAGCACUACUUUAUCCACAUAAGCAUUGCUGCUGGAUGUGAAGGUCCAAGCAAGGCUGUCAACUUUUGAAUUUGGAACCAGAGUUCUAGGAUGAAUUUGAAGUAGGAUGGUAGCUUUUGCUGGACGUUGAGAUUUUGGUUUCAUUUAUUUUGACUAUCAGUUGCCAACAAGAAAUAGGGGAUUGUAGGGGUGUGCAGUCUAUUCAUAUAUGUGUUGUCAUGUUAGGCCUAAGCUCGGUAGAAGAAGGAAAAAGAUGUUUGCACUGGACA